This is a messenger RNA of Talpa occidentalis (Iberian mole), 1744 nucleotides long. RefSeq names its product CKLF like MARVEL transmembrane domain containing 3 (gene CMTM3). The transcript is spliced from 5 exons. The record is from RefSeq and is a predicted model, not a curated record. Lineage: Eukaryota; Metazoa; Chordata; Mammalia; Eulipotyphla; Talpidae. Bases 97 to 651 code for a protein of 184 amino acids. Gene Ontology annotation, cellular component: membrane.
GUCUGGCCUCUCUCCUUCCGCACAGUCCGGGUUUCCGCUUCCCUCCCGGGCGCGAGGGCGAGGGAGGGCGGCUGAGCCUCGGCCCCGGCCGCCGCCAUGUGGCCCCCCGACCCGGACCCCGAGUCGGGGCCCGAGCCCGCCGAGCGCCCCCGGCCCGACGCGGGCGUGCCCGGGCUCCGCGCCCUGCUGCCGGCGCGCGCCUUCCUGUGCUCGCGCAAGGGCCGCCUCCUGCUGGCGGAGUCGGGUCUCUCGUUCAUCACCUUUGUCUGCUACGUGGCGUCCUCAGCAUCUGCCUUCCUCACGGCCCCCCUCCUGGAGUUCCUGCUGGCCCUCUACUUCCUCUUUGCUGAUGCCAUGCAGCUCAACGACAAGUGGCAGGGCUUGUGCUGGCCCAUGAUGGACUUCCUGCGCUGCGUCACAGCAGCCCUCAUCUACUUCGCCAUAUCCAUCACAGCUGUCGCCAAAUACUCGGAUGGCGCAUCCAAAGCAGCCGGGGUGUUUGGCUUCUUUGCCACCAUCGUGUUUGCAAUAGAUUUCUACCUGAUCUUUAACGACGUGGCCAAAUUCCUCAAGCAAGGGGACUCCGCAGACGAGACCACCGCUGACAAGGCAGAAGAAGAGAAUUCCAGUUCCGACUCCGACUCCGACUGAAGGCCUGCCGGCGCCCUGGAAGCCCAGCCAUGUGGGCCUUCGCCCUGCACCUUCCAGCCAGCCAGCCGGAGCACAGCCAGGGGAGCGUGUCGGGAGGGAGGCUGUGACUUCGCGAGGGAGUUUCUGAUGGAGCAGGCCUCCGCACAGCCCUGACGUGGCACUCCCGAGCCCAGCAUGCGAGACUGCACCCCUCGGCUUAGCGCUAUCUAACCACUCCACACGGGAGGCAUUUUGAAAUGUUCCAGCCCUUCUUCCCACAUCUGUCCCGCAGGCCUUAAGCCCUAUAACCUCCGCCAAAAACAACAAGCACACGGGGACAAAGCAGACAGAGCCUUAUCGCCCACAACCCCCUCACCUGCGUUGGUGUGGGCUGGAGGGGCGAGGGCGAGUGUAUCAGAACCACUGCGGGGCCUCCCCGCCGGGCCUCGGGGGCGGUCUGCAUCGCUGCCCCUGCCCCUGCCCCUGCCGGCACUUUGUCCAGAGUGAGCCUUCCGCGAUUCUUUUGCUCAAGGAGCACCAGGUCUCUCCAUCCUUGAAGCAUGAAGAAAACUGACUGUGGCCCUGACAUCUGGGAGGGUGGGUGUCGGGCCCAUAAGUGACACCUUGCACCCUUGGGAGCCAUGUCUUUUUUGAGUGACAUGAUUAUGGGUCUAAGGUUCUUUCAAAGAAACGCUCACCCCCACCCCAGCUUACCAGGCCCGAAAGACAGAAGUUCCAGGCUACGGCAUCCCGGGUGGCUGGGCAGGCCCAGCCAAAUCCUCCCCGCUUCUGGGGCCACCGUGCCUCUUUCUAGUCGCCAGAGCGGGACCCUGAGCCCCUCUGAGAGGCAAGACGUGCCUGCUGACGUCACUCAGCGACCCUGGGUUUGUAUGUUCAGCGAGAUUUUGUAACUUUACAUAAUUUUUUUUAUACCAAAGCAGCUUCUUCAGUGGCAUUUCCUGUGACCCAAGAGGCCUGAAUGAGCCAGUUACACAUUUAGGGAUUUGUAAACUCUGUUCUUUUGCAUGUGAAUCUCCUAUUCUGAAAAAAAAAAAAAAUCCCACAAUGGAUUAAACCAGACUGACUACCUUCUGGGUGUGUGUGUGUGUGUGUG